AUGGCUCCCACUUACGAGGCUUUUGGUUCCGCAGAGGAACUGAGAAAUGCAUUGUUUGGCACUCUCGGUUGCUGCGUGGAAUGUACUUGUAAUCCAGAUUACAAUCAAGCUCAUGACUCAGAGUCUCUAGUUUCCCAAAGAUAUGGACACCCGGCUCACACUUGGGACAUUAGCAAGAUUACAACUCUUAGCUAUGUGUUUGCAGGCUAUCAGGGCACUGUUGACCUUGACCUGAAUGGAUGGGACACAAGUAAUGUUGUCAGCAUGGAGGGGAUAUUCACCCAGUCCAAAUUUGAUGGGACAAUCAAUGACUGGGACACCUCAAAGGUUGAGAGUCUCUUGGGUGCAUUUUCGGAUUGCGAGUUUAGUGGAGACAUCUCUGAGUGGGAUGUCAGUUCGGUGACUGACAUGAGCUACAUGCUUUAUCUAACCUCAUGUUGUUUUGCUUCGGCAUUAAACGGCUGGAAUGUUGCCAAAGUGACGAUUUUUGUGGAAAUGUUUGCCAGUUCUGAAGUUACCAUUCCUGGUGGGAUUGGAAAGUGGGAUGUCACUGGAAACGGUGCUGAAGGGGUGGAAACCCAGUCUAUGUUCGCUGAUGCAGUAAAUGUACCUGAUCUGACUAAUGAUGGUGGAUGGGACACAUCCAACAUCAUAGACAUGUUUUUCAUGUUCAAGGGUGCAACUUCAUUCGACCAGGACAUCACAAAUUGGAAUGUUGGCAAAGUGCUAGAUAUGGAUUCAAUGUUUGCUGAGGCAUCUUCAUUCAGCCAAGAUAUUAAGACUUGGGAACUAUCCAGCAUUCAAUACAUGGGGGAUAUGUUUUCUGUUGCUUCUGCUUUCAGUCAUAGCCUGUGCGAUUGGAAUGACCACUUGCCACUUAAUAUUUGGGGGUUGUCUGCAUCUACGUUUGCGGACUCUGGUUGUCCUGACCAAUCGCCCACAAUAGAAUAUACAUCUGGCUACUCUCCAUUGUGUCAUGUUUGUCAAGGUGCAACAGAAUCCGGGCUGGGCUCGACACCGGUACCUGAUGGAGGGGGAUACGGAUAUGUGUACGGAGAUGGGUACUAUGAGGGGUACUUAGAGCAUGUCGAACCAACUGCAGCACCAGAAGGAGGGGGGGGCUCUAUUGGACUAGAUCCACCAACCAUUGAACCAAGUACUUUCCCAAGCAAGAUUCCCAGCAAGGCUCCAACCACGGCCCCGUCCAACGUCCCAAGCAACGUUCCCAGCAAGGCCCCGUCCAAUGUGCCAAGCAAUCUUCCAAGUAUUGCCCCAAGUGACAUUCCCAGCAACGCCCCGUCCAAUGCCCCAAGUGAUGUCCCAAGUAUUGCCCCGAGUGACAUUCCCUCCAACGCUCCGAGCGAAUCACCCUCCAACGCUCCAAGCGAAUCUCCCACCAAUUCACCAUCUUUGCAGCCAUCUCCCGGGGGAUUGAUACUUCUACCUCCACCAGGAGAUCGAGACGGGGGCUAGCUAGGAGACGGUGACGGUGAAGGAGGCUAGCUAGCUAGGUUGUGCUACAACUGUGUUAGUGCUAGUUUGUCUCAGGGAUGCUCCGUGUCUUCCUCUGUUUUAAGCUGUACCUGCAAUCUUACAUUACCGGUACCAGUAGGCAAUUGAGUUACUGAACAACUACCCUGCUAUUAUACCUAGCUAGCUAUUAGAGGCCAUUGACAGCCAUUAAUGUACUAGUUCGUGCAACUGGUGUACUCGCUGGCUAGCUAGUGGCUAGCUAGCACAUGUCCCUUUGGAGAUGGAGUGUCUCGGACUGGCUCACAUUAAUGAUACAUCUACUGAUAGUCAAAUAAUUUUAGGAAGUAAA
Molecule: messenger RNA, 1822 nt
Organism: Seminavis robusta
Lineage: Eukaryota; Bacillariophyta; Bacillariophyceae; Naviculales; Naviculaceae
Source: the annotation of a GenBank genome assembly